AUGGACGAUGACUUCGUGGCUUCCUCCACACCCCCAUUUCUCACUGAAAGCUUGGAGAUGGCAAUGGAGGUGGAGAAUGAGAACUCAAAGCCGCCUUGUUUCUCCUGUGCUUUUGACAACCAAAAUGGAGGGAGAAGCUUCUCUGCAGACUCUUACUUAGCAAGUGGGUCUCUGAAGAGGGUUUUGCUGAGACUAGAUCCUUCUCCAAAUGACUAUGAAGAUGAUGUAGUGGAAAUGUUUGGCUUUCAGUGGGUUACUGAAACGGCAUUAGUUGAAUCCUGCGGGCUUCUUUUUGGAUUACUUAGGCAACAGAUAUACAGACUGGAAAACCUAGUUCAAAUGAGUUCAUCUGAUUUUGGUCAAGCUGCAAACUUGCACUCUGAAGCAGAGAGCAUCAGGCAUCAAUGUAUUGAGUUUUUGCAUUAUGUGAAGGUUUUCAUCUUCAGGUAUCUGGAACCUCCUAAAGUGGAAAAUGAUGGAAUGCUGCAUCCAUAUGAAGAACUAGAAGCACAGUUACCAUCAGUGUUGGUGGAAGAGCUUCAUGCUUUGACCAUGCACAUUGGUCACCUUUGUGAACUCCCUAGUAGUGUCCUGGCAGCAUUUACUAUUCAACAUCAGGCAAAGGUCUUUCCCCCAUCAUGGCAUUUACUACACCUCCACUUGGAUAUUAAUUGGCUAGUAUUGGAAGUUCUUCAUGUACUAGGUGAAAAAAUGAUGAGACAAGUUGUAUAUGCUAACCAUUUCAUAAAUCUAACCGGAGAGAAUUUAACCAGUAUCAGUUUAUUUGAAACACACUGUGGAAGUCUCAUAUCUGAUUUAAUAAGCUUGUCCAUCAACAAGUAUAUAAAGCUUAAAGAAUUAUGGAUUCUACUUAUUCAGCUGCUGGACCACAGAAAUAAAGGGUCUCACACAGAGUGUUUCUGGAGCUUGGUGAACAAAACUAUAAAGAAUAUCUUUGAAAGGCCAAGUAGUUCUGAAAGGAUGACUGGUUUUGAAACAAUUCAGUGUAAAGACCCAUUGAGUUUUAGCUGGUGGAUUAUUACUCAUCUCUCAUCACUCUACCAGUUUGACCGUAAUGGAAAUCUAGAUGAAAAGAAACAAAAGGAAUCCAAUUGGAAAUAUGUGGAAGAACUCCUUAAAAAAUCCACUGAUGCUCAAACUGGUGUUUUAGAGGAACACUUACGAAUGCAUCUUCAGUGCUGUUUGACUUUGUGUAGUUCCUGGGACUUGAACCUAUCUAUUGUCACCAUACUCUGGGAUUAUUACAGCAAGAACCUGAACAGUGGCUUUACCAUUCCUUGGCUUGGUCUGAAGGGUCUGGCAAACGUUAGUAAAACUUCUUUGUCAAUGCUUGAGUUGGUGAAAAGUUGCUGCUGUGAACAGCAGAUCCCCGCCCUGUACGAGUCCAGCAACAGUUACUUGAUUUUUCUCAGCAUUUUGGCACAGAUGAUGAAAGAAGAGGCAGAGAACAGUGGCGUGCAUCCUUGGAAACAAAUCAAAGGACGAAUUUAUUCCAAGUUUCAUCGGAGAAGAAUGCAGGAGCUGACAGAAGUGGGGCUGCAGAACUUUUUUAGUCUGUUCCUCAUGCUAGCAAUUGUUGCAGAGACAGAAGAUAUAGUGAGUCGAGUGUUGGAUCUUUUGGAUUUCCUGACUCCAUCCUCCAUCACCAUUUCUCAGAGAGCUCUCAUUUGGAGAGGUCAUUUUGCUUUCCUUUUGAUUUACGUUGAGAAGAACAUGGACAUUAGUGUCCUAGCUGAGAAACUCUCAAAUGCUUUCCGUGAGAAGGCAAAGGAGUUUUUAGUAACCAAAAAUGACUACACACAGAAACAAAAUCUCUGGACUCUACUUUCAUCCUACAUUGAUGGUGUCCAAGAAGUGUUUGAGACCAGCUGCUACUUGAGCCUUUCUGAGGAAAAGUUGCUAAAUGAUGGCUUUACUAUGUUGCUGCCUGCUUGUCGAGGAGCUGAACUGAGUAUGGUCCUAAAUUUUCUUCAGGUUGUUCUAGCCAGACUUCGGAGCGUGCACAAACGUGUAAGCCAGGGACUUCAACUAGGGAACGCGGCCCCAGAUGCACAGCUUCCAUUAGUGAGAAUGUCACAGUUGCCACCUUCCCCACAGCUUGCUGAUACAGCUGCAGGGUUUACUCUCUUAGCUUUGGAUAUACCCAGCAAAGCCCUAUCAGAUCUCCAGCCACAGCCUGUUCUAUCAAUGAUGCAGCUGUUUGGAUGGGAUGACAUGGUGUGGCCUCAGCUGGUGUCAAGAUAUCUAAGUCACCUAAUUCAGAACAGUGCACUGUGUGAAGCUUUUUCUAGUAUGGGAUAUACAUCCUAUGAAGCUUUGACAGUGCGUUCUUGGUUUCGAUGCAUUUUGCAAAUGUUCAUAGAUCAACCGACUGGUACGCUGGCCAAGACAGAUGCUGAGCGAACAGUUGGGAAAGCCUAUAUGGAGCAGCUGACUGAAAUGACAAGACUGAUUUUUAAACUCUCAGAAGUAGAAAACAUUCUUUCAAAGGCUCAGGUUGAAGAGUCAGUUUUCAAGCAAGACCCUAAAAAUGCUCUUGUGCAAUUCAUUAAGGCUGUUGGUAGAACUUACAGUGGCCUUCAGACACUCCCUGAGAAAUCUGCCAUGGUAGCAAAGACUCUGGAGUAUUUAGGUGAUGUAUUAAAGUAUGUAAAACCUUAUCUGAAGGUAAAAGGACCUCCAGAAGGGCUGCAGCUUACAUAUUGGAUCAUAGGAUGUCUGGUAAAGUUCUGGGCACCGAUACUGGCUACUUCCAAAGCACAGCAACUCUUGUUCCGCAUCGUGGAUUGCUUACUGCUGCCGCACUCUGUGCUCCAGCAGGACAAAGAGCUGCCUGUGGCUUUGCUGUCUGCCAUUCAGGAAAGUCUACCUCUUUAUCUUCAGGGCCUGUCCUUUAUAUGUUGUCAGUCCCAAACACAGGGCGCCUAUUUAAAUCAACUGCUUGGGAGCAUUAUUCAACAGUAUUUUGGACGAUUUCUCCCUUCUUCUCCGACUGCGCUUGGGGCCGGACAGCAUCCUAUGCUGACUGCUUUAUGCAGCUCCAUUACAGCCCCCCAGAUGCUACGUCUACGGAAGACCACUCUGCAUGUCGUAAAUGAAAACUACAUGCAGUUCAAAGGUAACGCUCCACCUCCUCGCUUGGCCUCAGUCCUUGCGUUCAUUCUUGAAGUACUUCAGAGAACUCAGAGCACUGAACUAUGUGACAUUGACUUAGUUCUCCCGGCUGUGUUGAAAUGCAUGGUGUUGGUUAAUGAGCUACAAGUUAAAAAAAUAUCUACAGACAUUCUACAGUACGUGGUAGAAGGCUGCCAAGCAGGGUCAGGAGGAGAACGUGCCACCCAGCUGACUUCUGUAUUUAGGCGGUUUAUCCAGGACUACACUGCUGUGUAUGAUCACCGGGUUUUCAGCAUACUGGAAACAGUGGCAGUCUUGGAUCAGACGUUAGUUACCAGCCUGAUUCCCACAAUCACACAGUCGCUGAAGGAUUCGGAGCGCAAACAAGGUCUUGGAAGAAAUGCUGCACAGAGAGAAGCCUAUAAAAGACUCUUAUCUUACCUCACAGAGGCUGGACAAAAUGAGAUACAAAAACUGGAAAAUGAGACAGAACCAGUAGAUGCUUCUGGUGUUACCAGCACGUCAUAUACCAACGUGAGAGAUCAUCACCUCUGCAUUGUGGGUGUUGGAACAGGCAAUUUCAGACACCCGUCUUCCCUGAAAGCCAGGGAGCAUCAGGACAGAAUUCCCUGCAGGCCACAGAGUGAAGAUGUGGCACUGCCUUGCUGGGCCUUACAGGUUUUGGAGUCUUUGUUUCUCCAAAGCAAUGGGUUACCAAAAGCUUCCACCAGCGCUGGGCAGAUUUCUUUCUCUGCUGAGCCAUUUGCAGGAUGA
This is a messenger RNA of Charadrius vociferus (killdeer), 3909 nucleotides long. RefSeq names its product MMS22-like, DNA repair protein (gene MMS22L). The transcript has 26 exons. Lineage: Eukaryota; Metazoa; Chordata; Aves; Charadriiformes; Charadriidae. Gene Ontology annotation, biological process: replication fork processing; double-strand break repair via homologous recombination. Gene Ontology annotation, cellular component: nuclear replication fork. The record is from RefSeq and is a predicted model, not a curated record. Bases 1 to 3909 code for a protein of 1302 amino acids.